Molecule: messenger RNA, 2490 nt
Organism: Labrus mixtus (cuckoo wrasse)
Lineage: Eukaryota; Metazoa; Chordata; Actinopteri; Labriformes; Labridae
Product: putative ferric-chelate reductase 1
Exons: 13
Coding region: 534-2297 (587 amino acids)
Molecular function (GO): oxidoreductase activity, acting on metal ions
Source: RefSeq, a predicted model, not a curated record
AAAAUAGGUGCAAAAAAAGAGUUCUUCUUGUCCCUCCUGGACCUCCUGAUGGCCAUCCCACCCUGGAAAUAGGAGAGGUGUUGUUGAACCCAGCUCACCUGCACUUAAAGCUAUAGGAACAUGGUGUUCUGAGCAGGGCUGGAGUAGAGGGGUUUAUAGGCAUGAUCAAAUACAGGAUAACUAAAUCCCUAUUCUAUUCUUUGUGUACCUUGAAUUAAAGUUUGAUAAUGUAACAUAUGAAACAUUUUCUCCUUGCAACAGUAGAACGUCACACCUUCAGCUCUCCCUUUCCUUUGCACACACACAAUCAACGACCAACCAUUCCCCAUCUACCCUGUUAUGUAGAGGCAAAUGGAACACACGUACACCUGUGGCCUCCUCCCAGUGCUCCGAAUAUCUCUCCCCUCAGUCUUCAUUAUUUCCCAACAGACCCCGCCCAAGCUUGUCAAGGCUGAAUAACAGCAUUGUGUACCGCAAGGUUUCUGUUUUUCAGUUAUCCUUUGAGCAGAGUGGGAACUGAUCAUUUCAAUGAAAUGGAGCAUGUUGUGUUGCUGCUGGUUUUUGUUGCUCCCGUGGUUUACUGCUAUAGUUCAGGUCUAGUUACGGACAGCUGUAAAGACAUGCGACCACACCACUCUGGAGUGAGCCCGCAGACAGAUCCUGCACCCUUUAAUGUCACUACAGACUACAACAAGUACACACUUGGAGAGGUGGUGACAGUGAAGCUCCAGGCUACAGCCUCGAUACCAUUCAUUGGUUUCCUGUUACAAGCGAGAGAGGUGGGGGGCUGGUCUCCUGUGGGCUCCUUCAUCCUGACAGAUGAGUCUACUCAACAACUCACCUGCAACCAGAAACCGAACUCAGCUUUAUCCCACAGAUCAGAGUCGGUUAAGACCUCCAUUCAGGUGAAGUGGAAACCAGAAGUGUCAGCUUCUGUGAAACCCAUUCAGUUCCAGGCUGCCAUUGUGCAGAAUUACAGGACAUUCUGGGUUGAUGUUACAAGUCCUGCCCUGACCUUCAGAGAAGACCCUACUGGUGGAUCUACAAGUACCCCCACAAAAAACAGUCCUACCACUACAACAGCACUAGCAAUGACAGCUACAGUAAAUCAGCCUGCACCACCUGCUAAAAAUAUCUCCAGCAAAGACUGUGGUGUAACCAAGGUGUGUUUCAGUCAACCUUCAAACUGUGACCCCACAGUCACCGCUGACUGUUAUUUCAUGUCAGCCAGAGCGUUGUCUCCCAGUGACGUAGCCGUACGCUACGAGAUAACAGGACCCUCUGAUGGAUACAUCUCCAUUGGAUUCUCAGACGAUAAGAUGAUGGGAAAUGAUGACAUAUAUAUCUGUGUCAUAGGAAACAAUGGCCUCGUGCAGUUGCAGCAUGCUUUUUCAACAGGAAGAAAAGCUCCUCAAAUUGUUCCUCUGGGGAAUGUUUCUGAUGUGAGAGCGUCAGUACAAGGCAGAGUUAUCAGCUGCUCCUUCACCUCCAUGAACAUCUUGUCUACUCUGAAGACCACUGGCUCCAACAAAACCUACCAUAUCCUGUUCGCCCAUGGACCCAGCAACAACGGACAAAUCAAGUUCCAUAAAGCUACCUUCAUCAGCGCUGACAAGAUAGACAUUUAUAGACCUCAGCUUGUCAGCAAAGGUGGAUUGCCUAAUUUCAUCAAAGCACACGGAGCACUGAUGCUGAUAGCUUGGAUGACCAUGGGAUCAGUAGGAAUGAUGGUAGCCCGAUAUCGGCAUGGAUAUGCUAAAGGAAAGAAGCUGUGGGGAAAAGAUAUCUGGUUUGUGGUCCAUGUUGCUGUGAUGAGUCUGACAGUAGCAACCACGGUCAUCGCCUUUAUCCUUCCCUUCUCGUUUAUAAAGGCCUGGUCUGGGGGGGCUCAUCCUGUGUUAGGCUGCCUGGUAAUGAUCCUUUCAUUCGUUCAAAUCACACUGGCUCUGCUUCGCUGCGGACCUGGACAUCCAAAGAGGUUUCUGUUUAACUGGACUCAUGCUUUAAACGGACUGGGAAUAAGAGCUUUAUCUGUGGCAGGAGUAUUUACGGGCUUGAAGUUGAUUGACAGCUCUCUGGACCAAUGGCUGAUGAAAGUGAUGGGUGGUUUUGUCGGCUGGGAAGUUUUGUUCUUCAUCCUGUUGUUUGUCAAUUUUAAAUGGAAGGUUCCCAGAAAAGGUAAAUUCACUUUUUGCAUUUUUAUAAUAAUAAAAUAUAAUAUAUAUAUAUUAUCGUUGUUGUUUUUUUUGUUGUCAGUAGUAGAAGUAUUGUUGCCUUGCUACCCCUCAAUAUCUUAGCGAUGAGCAGGUACAAGUUUAAAGGCUAUCCAUCGAAGUGUUUUGCAGCUUCUAUAAAGUGAUCUGUAAAACAAGGUUUAAAAGUGAAAGUAAUUAUAUACAUCUACACUAGUCUCAUUCUAUAAGGGCUCCCAGUGCUGUUAAAAUCCGGUUUAUUAUGGUAUCUUGUAUUUAUGUAUUUGUUUUAGCUUAA